ACUACUGUGCACAACUACUGGAACUCCGUGUUAAGAACAUCUUUAAAUUAUGAUGCAGUGUGAAAUGUAUAGCAUACUAAUUACUGUGUAGGCCUAGAUAAAGUGUACUGGAGCACUUUCAGUCCUCAAUGGCGUUUACGAAAAUCAUUAGAACGAUAGCUAAAAGAAGCCGAUUGCUCGGUUGAACUUACAUUUUACUGUGUGUCUUUAAGUGGGAUUCUCCCACACUGUACAGUAGGAGGGGUUGUAGUGACGCUGGUUAGCUCUUUGGUGCUGCGCUGAACAGCGCUUUUCACCUGCAGCUGAGAGCGAGAGGGCUCGGGACGGUCUUUACUAUAUACUGAAGAGCUUAACACUGCAAACGAAUCGCCAAAGGAGCACCCGAGAAGAAACAAGGGGGAAAUAAAAAUAGUCGAAGAACACUCGCAGAACCUCAUUUACAACUGCCUCUGCAUGCUGACAACAAUGAAAACUGGCUACGUUAUCUUAGUGAUGAGCGCCGUACUACUGGGCACAUCUUGGGGGAAUUAUGGAGCUGUACCACCUAAACCGCCCUGCAGACCUGGAUUUUCAGAAAGUUUUUACACAGUAUUUGUUUCAAGGGAUAUACUGCAAGGUCAGAGCAUUCUAAAAGAUACCAUGGUGUCAUCAGGACGUGUGAAGUUUGACAGCUGCCAGGAGAACGAGGCGGUGGGCUUUGAGAGCAGCGAUCCCAGCUUCAGCGUGCGGAUGGACGGCUCCAUCUACACUGAGCAGGACGUUUCCAGCCUGGCGGAGCCCGUGCAGUUCAUGGUGACCGCCCGGAGCGUUCCUGACACGCGCAUCUGGGAGACCACCGUCAAGCUGGCCUUGGCGGGAGGAACCGUGCCUCCACCCACAGCUCAGAUCGCAUGGGAGGACGCACAGCAGCCCAGUGUCAUCCUGUUUCCCGCUCAUCGCGGGACGAGCUCUGGUGGGCUGAGGCGACAGAGACGAGACUGGGUCAUCCCGCCCAUCAAUGUGCCAGAGAACUCUCGAGGGCCUUUCCCCCAGAUGCUCGUCAGUAUUCGCUCGGAUCAAGACCGGGAGAUUCAGAUUCGCUACAGUAUCACAGGCGUGGGUGCCGACCAGCCCCCCAACGAGGUUUUCAGGAUCGAUCCAGUGGCGGGAAAGAUGUUUGUCACCAAGCCCCUGGACAGAGAAGAGAGGUCAUCCUAUCAUCUGAGGGCCCACGCUGUGGACAUGAAUGGGAACAAGGUGGAGAACCCCAUCGACCUGUACAUCUACGUGAUCGACAUGAACGACAACAGGCCCGAGUUCAAAAACCAGGUCUACAACGGAUCAGUGGACGAGGGCUCCAAGCCAGGCUCCUAUGUGAUGAAAAUGACAGCAAACGAUGCCGAUGAUGACACCACGGCCAAUGGGAUGGUGCGCUACCGAAUUCUGUCCCAGACUCCACUGAGCCCCAUCCCCAACAUGUUCACCAUAAACAGUGAGACAGGAGAUAUCGUCACUGUAGCUGCUGGGCUGGACCGUGAGAAAGUGUCCCAAUACACCAUCAUCGUCCAGGCGACUGACAUGGAGGGCAAUCUGAACUUUGGGCUGUCCAACACAGCCACGGCCAUCAUCUCUGUGACAGACGUCAACGACAACCCCCCAGAGAUGACCGUCAAGACGUUCUCGGGAGAGGUUCCGGAGAACAGGAUAAACGUUGUGGUGGCCAACAUGACCGUAAUCGACAAGGAUCAGCCUCACUCGCCGAACUGGAAUGCGGUCUACAGGAUCGUGAGCGGGGACCCCUCUGGCCACUUCACCAUCCACACUGACCCUGUCACCAAUGACGGCAUGGUCACUGUGGUAAAGCCUGUGGACUAUGAGCUGAACCGGGCCUUCAUGCUGACCGUGGUGGUGUCCAAUCAGGCCCACCUGGCUGACGGCAUCGAAUCCUCCCCCCUGUCCACCGCGGGGGUCACCAUCUCAGUGGUGGAUGUCAACGAGCCCCCUGCCUUCCACUCUAACCCUAAGUCCAUCCGCUUCGAGGAGGGCGUCCCCCCCAGGACCACGCUCGGCACCUUUACCGCCAACGACCCCGACCGCUUCAUGCAGCAGAUUGUCAGGUACUCCAAGUUGGCCGAUCCAGCCAACUGGCUUAACAUCAAUGCCAGCAAUGGGCUGAUUGUCAGUACUGCUGUUCUGGACCGGGAGUCCAUCUACGUGAAGAAUAACAUCUACGAGGCCACCUUCCUAGCUUCGGACAAUGGCUCUCCCCCCGCCAGCGGCACCGGCACCCUGCAGAUCUAUCUGAUUGACGUGAACGACAACGCCCCCGUGCUACUGCCCAAGGAAGCGCAGGUCUGCGAGAGGAUCAACACCAACUCCAUCAACAUCACGGCGGCCGACGCCGACGUGGACCCCAACGUGGGGCCCUUCAUCUUCGAGCUGCCCGUCUUCCCCUCUACUGUCCGACGCAACUGGACCAUCUCCCGCCUGAAUGGUGACUACGCCCAGCUGAGCCUGCGGAUCCAGUACCUGGAGUCCGGCGUGUACGAUGUGCCGGUGAUCGUGUCGGAUUCGGGGAACCCUCCGUUGUCCAACAGGUCCAUCAUCAAGGUGAAGGUGUGCCACUGCGAUGAGAACAAGGAGUGCACCACCAUCGGUGCCGUGGCAGCAGCCGGCCUGGGGACCGGGGCCAUCAUUGCUAUACUCAUCUGCAUUAUCAUACUGCUUACCAUGGUCCUCCUGUUUGUGGUGUGGAUGAAGCGCAGGGAAAAGGAGCGCCAGACCAAACAGCUGCUGAUCGACCCAGAGGAUGAUGUCCGAGACAACAUACUUAAGUACGAUGAAGAGGGAGGAGGGGAGGAGGACCAGGACUAUGACCUGAGUCAAUUACAGCAGCCCGAAUCUUUGGACCACAUCAUCAGCAAACCCCCAGGGGUUCGGAGGGUAGACGAGAGGCCCGUGGUCCCUGAGUCCCAGUACCCCAUUCGGCCAGUCGUGCCUCACCCCGGGGACAUCGGGGAUUUCAUAAACGAGGGCCUGAGGGCAGCAGAUAAUGACCCCACAGCGCCGCCCUAUGAUUCGCUGCUGGUGUUUGACUACGAGGGCAGCGGCUCCACCGCCGGCUCGGUCAGCUCCCUCAACUCAUCCAGCACUGGGGACCAAGACUACGACUAUCUCAAUGACUGGGGGCCUCGCUUCAAGAAGCUGGCCGAUAUGUACGGGGGAGGGGAGGACGACUAGGCCCCUCCCCUGGGAAGAGACCCCCCCCCCCCCCACCCCCACCCCUCACAGGCAACACUCUCCAGUCACAGGCAGAACCUGAAACUCACAUCACCAACUGAGGACUGUACAAAGAGGCAGCUUUGUAACCUAUCCUCUCCUGCAGACAGUAUUUGAAACCCUUUCCUUUAUUUUUGUCUUUUCUUUUUUAUUUGCUAUAUUUAGUAGCAAGGCUUCCUUCUGACUUUUUUUUACGUUUUCACUCUGCUUAAACACAAGCUGUCUACUGCAUGGUAAAGCGAAUUGCUUCUUGUCUUCACCCCUAAUGUUCCACUCCAUUGCAGACAGCUGGGAACACCUUUUCCCUUCAUCACUAAAGAGGGUGUGAAAAGGCCUUCUUUCUUAACUUGAAUUCUUAGAACAGAAGCACUGUUGUUAUAAAGUGCCUUUUGUGGUGCAUUUUAUUGGAUUCCCUCUAUCUCAGGAUUGGUUGCCAUUAGAAUGGCUGUGUUUGACACGCUUUCAUUCCUCCCCCUCGUCUCUCUAUGAUAAUCCUGAAUGCCCAGUCCUUACCAUGAUGAAACUAAGCCAAAAUUAAAAAAAGAAAACACUGCUUUUGAAUUUGUUCUUUGAAAAACAAACUGGGCAAGGGUUAUCUUUGUAAGGAAACACUAAACAUGGAUGUUUUAAAAGUGCUUUGUGGAGGUCAUACAAUAACUGUAUCUUUCAGUGUGAGCUAAUAAAUGUUUCUCCUGCUGGCUCAUCCAGCUCAGACGUGUAGCCAUAUUAUGGGUAAGAUAAGUGAUUCAGAUUCAUGAUCAUCAUCAUUCUUAAUAUUGUACAGUUGUUCUCUCGCGUAGGGAUUUAUGAGCAAAAGCGCUGUCCUGUUUAAUUGGGGCCCUAGGAGCUUGUGAGUCUGGAGGGCCAGCGGUUUCCCUGGUCUGUGGCUCUUACGGCUCAUCCAGGUGUGGUGAGCGUGUGAUGGAGGAGGAGCAGCAGUGUGCUAGCACAUGUAGCUCUUUUUGAAAAGGCUUUAAACAGCUUGAGAAACGAAUGUGAAAGUGUAGAAAAGAGGAUAGAUUUUUUUUGUACAAAACUGUUUUCUCUUUUGUUUGAUAAAUGACUUGGGAAAAAAUGCAUGGUUUGUAUCUCCCCCAAAGGUUUUCAACCUGGCACUUAAUAUUCAGUGGCCAGAUUGGUUAAUGUGGUUGAAGAAAACUAUAAAUUGUAAAAAGACAAAAAGGGAUGUAAAAUAACUAUUUUUGAAGUACCAGGAAACUGCAACUAGUCUGUGUCAUGCCUUUUCCUGCUCUAUAAAUUUGGAGAAUUACUAAAUGAUUCCAUGCUUCAACUUUUUCUUAGAUUCUUUCGGCAUUUGUUUUGCAAGAUUUGUUCAAUUGUUGUAAAAUCUGUAUUUUGAUACACUACUACUGAUGCAAUUCCAAUUUCAAUCCUGAGUACACAUCCCCCAAAACAACAGCAGUUAUAUAAAACUUGUGGGAGAAAAUGGGAGCUUUUACUGUCUUUGAUGGUAAUAGUGAUCUUUUUUCAUUUUCAUCCAUAUAAAUAUUGAAUAUGUGUGUUAGAAAAUAAAAGUUGAAAAACUGCACAAAUCAUAGCAGUUUUAUUAACUAAUACUCUAUCUUACCAGGACUACAGUACCCAUUGCAGCACCAAUAAAGACUCAUUUGUCACUCCCUCACUAAUAUGACAGUAUCUAUACAAAAUCAUUUGGCUCUCUCACAAGGACUACAGUCCCCAUAAAAAUCAUUCAACUGUCUCAUAAGGACUACAGUAUCCAUAAAGAAUCAUUCAGCUGUCUUACCAGGACUACAGCACUCCAUAAAGAGCCAUUCUGCUCUCUGAGAUUAAUAAAGAGCCGUUUGAAUAUGUAGAGCUUAUGUAUCUAGUGAGUUGUGGUGAAAAGGAUAGAAGAAAAGAAAAGACUGAGGCGCUGUAACAAUAUAAUAUGCAAACUGUAUUUGCCUUUCAGUUCUCAAUCUAGAGUUUAUGCACUCUUACCCUACAACAAAUGAAUUCAUUCUAUCUUUACCUCUCCUGACCUGCCACUAUACGCAUUUGGCUCAUUUUGCAAUUAUCUGGAAUAUUAUCCGAGUGCGGAUGGAGGGAAAUGGACAUAUGGUUGGUCAUCGCUAUAUGGCCAAAGCUAUAUGAGCAUGAGAUACUAUGGACCUAGGAGCCACCUAGUAUCCUGUUCCACCGCACUUGUGGCAAUCUUCUGCAUGUGUUUUUGUCGUGACUUGUCAUGUGAUGGUCUCUAUAAUGUUUAUCUGCAAUGAGUGUGAGUGCAAGCAGGGAAUAGGAACAGGGGUCAGGUGAUAAGAUCCACUGAUGCUCCUUCCAGCCUGCAGGUUUUCUGUUUCUGAGGAUUGGGGAUUUAUCUUUUCCUCAAUUUAUCUAUUAAUUAAGCCAUUAAAUAUUUUUAAUGAAGGGGCCUCCGAUUUGCUAGUGAGAGUUGAGCUGGUCUACAAAACCACCAAGCUAGCCUCAACAUCUCUAUUUCUAAUUCCACUUUUUGAUGGAACCGGGGGGGGGGGGGGGGGAAUUGGGAAAAUGCCUUACUGAGCAGAGGGAGAGAGCAGUGAAUAUGCUUGGUGAGGUCUGCUUGAGGUAGCAGUUAGAGGUUUGGUUUUGGAGUAAAUAUGCCUUUGCCAAACCACGGAGGGGAGGCUUAAAAAGCUGCACUAAGUGCUCCAAAGUAAGAGCGGCAGGUCUGUGUCAUAACAGUGUCUCUCCAAUGGGUGAACAACAGAGUGCUGAUGCCAGAAUGGGUAAAUUAAUGCCAUUUCAUGUCCACAAUAGCUUGAAAGAAAAGAAGUGGAGAAGCCAGUAAAAAAAAUUGUUAAUUGGUUUUUGUUUUCCACUUUUCUACAGACAUGUACAGGGUAAAUACACCUUACCUUUCAUUAUUUCCAUCUUUAAAAUUUUUUCAUUGUGUGUACACACUUUUUUAUAUACAUUACAUGACAUUUUUAUUUUGUGAAUAAGUACUUGUAGGUAUCCCUUUUGAUUUGUGUUGUGUUUUAUGUUUUAUUUUUAAAAAGGCAUAAUUUCACCCCAGAAUUCAGGAUACGAAGUCUUAGAUAAAAACCCCUGCCUAUAUUAUUUUACUCUCUUCCAUUUUAAAGAGUUGAGUACAAUGUUCCAGUUCCUGCCAUGGUAGAAUGUCCAGUCCCCAAAGUUAUCCAGCCAUGCCCUAUAUCUUACUUACCUUGCUGCUAUUUUGACAGGCCUUUUCAUUGUUAUUCUGCCACACCAUGCAUUGUGUAAAGCCUAGUGAUUGUCUAUAGGUAUGCGGUGGAAAUUAUCUGAAAGUCCACACACACUAUUUGGACUAUGUAUACUGGAUCACAAAUGGGAUAGAGGGGUAUAACUGCCCAACAAAACAAUCUUCAGGACAGAAUCCUACUUCAUUUUGACAAGGAUACCACCUACUCCCCUCUUCCCACACACAAACACACAAAUCAAUAUGACCACCCAAAACCCAUCCAUACUAACAUUCUUCCUCAACCCAAGAUCGCAGUCACAACCGAAUAAGCCAUAUUCAUUUCAAGGAAUACCUUUUUUUUCAUGACUACCAUUACUAACAUGUUUUCUUUUUUAAUUCUGCUUUGUUGUGAAUUUGAUCACUCAUCCUAAAGAAACGCAGUGCCCUUUAAUAGCUGAAACUGCAGCUCAAGCUGAAAUUAUGACAUUUUUAUUUGCAGUGCUAGUGCUGCUUUGCUCAGAGACAGAAAUAGAAUUGGCUGUGGUAACUGCCGCUCGUUCUCUUUGAUGAUUUUCACUGUCAUGUAACACCUUGCUCUUCUGAGAGCGGGUGAGAGAAAAAACUAAAUAGACAUCUGCAAUAGUUAGUACCUUUGAAGAAAAUUACAUUUUUGCAUUUGACCAAGAGCAAACCUAUAGGAAUGUUUUUUUUUCUUCUUUCACUUCAUCACUUGCACCAGAACCCAGCAGUUUAUUAUGUUGCAGAUUAAACAAUAAUUGGCUGGCUUGCUGACUUUGUUUGCACAACAGCCUCUUAUACUUUGAACUGUCAAUCAUUUAGUCCUUCAUCACACACCAAUUACUGUAACAAUUAUCGUAACUAUAAUCAUGUUCAUGUUCAGAACACUAAAAACAAAAGAGAAGGGCAGACCUUUACCUUUCCUCGUAAGCACCCUCACUUACAAAUCUCUGGAGGCUUAAUACAGGUUAAUGACCUGUCUACUGGGGCCAACAGGGGCCUAAAUUAACAUUAAGCAGAUUCAUAUAAAGGUGUAUUAUAUUUGCCACUCACAGAGCCAAACUGAACAGAUAAAGGAUUUAACCUGGAUCUGCUCACCCAUUUUGAGCCAGUGAAUGUUCAAUCUCUGAAAAACAAGUACUUUUUGGAGCUCAUCAUUUUCCUUUCCUUUUUUUUUUUUUUUUUUUUUGAAGUUGAAGCAGAGUGUAUGAGGGUUCUGCAGUUAUGCUUCUCUUUAUGGUGUACCUUCUGCUACCAGCAGUUGCUGUGUCCUCUCUAACUGGCGCAGUAGUGCUGUCUGUGGGUGCUGGACGUCUGUGUGCGUACAUGUCUGUUUGUAUGUGACUUGCUAAGCAUCACACCCAGUGCCCACCGCAAGGUUUGCAUAUAUUCAGUUUCCCAGGUACUCUCUCAAGUGUGAUGCUGGCCUUUUGAAAGUAGGGCAAAGUUACUUUGCAGAAGACUGCAAAUCCAGAAAGCUUAUACAAGCCCAUGGAGUGUGCAGAAUAAUAAACAGGAAACUUCAAAUGGGGUAAGGUUAGCAUUAAGGUAAAUUUACAAAGAAAAAAAUAUUGUCUAAAUUGGCGUCACCCAAUGUUACUCACUUUUGUGUGUACAUAAUGUUGUAAUUGCUUGAGGCUAAACAGAUCAAGUUAGGCAAAGUAUACAUGUACAAUUGGAGCUUUUUUGCAUGUCUUUUUAUAACAGACAAUUAUAUAGUAAUUAUUAUAUUGAAAAUUUUAAAAGUGUAGCAGCCCGCAUGACAGUGGUUGUUUUCCAGAAAGACUUCUGGUGUGUACCAUAAUCACACUGAUACAACAGAAAAAAAAUACAAAUAAAAAGUAUAUAAAAAACAAUCAUUGCACAGUUAACAAGUUAAAUACUUUUUUUGUAAACUGUCAACAGCACAAAUAUUUUGUAUUGUUGUUUGUACCAUUUUGUACCAAAAAAGAAAAAAAAAUCCACAAAAAAAGGGAAUUUUUUUUGGUUUGUUUGUUUUAAACGUGUGUUUCUAGUGCCACUGCGGUCUUGGUUCCAAAUACAUAAGCAGCCUUGCUGAUUAAUCGUGUAAAAUUAAAGCUGAACUGGUAACCUAAUGCCAGCUCCCCUGUGUUAUAAAUAAAGUCCCCCUCCUUUUAAAAUGC
Messenger RNA from Anguilla rostrata (American eel), 8589 nucleotides. Its product is annotated as cadherin-4-like. The record is from RefSeq and is a predicted model, not a curated record. Bases 454 to 3219 code for a protein of 921 amino acids. The transcript has 17 exons. Lineage: Eukaryota; Metazoa; Chordata; Actinopteri; Anguilliformes; Anguillidae. Gene Ontology annotation, biological process: cell morphogenesis; adherens junction organization; homophilic cell-cell adhesion. Gene Ontology annotation, molecular function: cadherin binding; calcium ion binding. Gene Ontology annotation, cellular component: catenin complex; adherens junction; plasma membrane.